Molecule: messenger RNA, 705 nt
Organism: Ornithodoros turicata
Lineage: Eukaryota; Metazoa; Arthropoda; Arachnida; Ixodida; Argasidae
Exons: 1
Coding region: 1-705 (234 amino acids)
Biological process (GO): DNA integration
Molecular function (GO): nucleic acid binding
Source: RefSeq, a predicted model, not a curated record
AUGUUCGCACGGUUUGGCGUGCCUGACGUUGUUCGGUCGGACAACGGCCCUCAAUUCGCAUCAGGAGAAUUUCAGCGGUUUCUGUCGACGCAAGGAAUCAAGCACGUCACGUCGAGCCCACAUUUUCCGCAAAGCAAUGGACAGGCCGAACGCACGGUCCAGACGGCGAAGGCCCUUUUGAAAAAGGAACUGGACGUCAACAGCGCCCUCCUAGCACACCGGACGACACCCGGAAGCUGUGGGUACGCGCCGGCCGAACUCCUGAUGGGAAGACGACUCCAAUCGAACGUCCCUGUGAACCCGAAAUCCCUCAUCCCUUCGUGGCCAUAUCUCCACACAUACCGAAGACGGUAUCGGAAACAACAGGUCGCAAGGGCAACUGUGUAUAACUCGCGACACCGGGUGGCGGAGCGUCCAGAGCUGCGGAGCGGUACAAGGGUCCGCAUCCUGGCGGGCGCCGGAGCACAUGGGACGAUUCUUCGACAAGCAGGAACCCCGAGGUCGUAUGUUGUGGGAAUGGAGGGUGGCCCCACAAGGCGAACCACGAGACACCUACAGGAGUCGUUUUCAACCGCAGCCGGGCAGAAACAGCCGACGACAGUCGGCAAACCUCCAACAGCGCCAACACAACAGGACCAAGGCGUGGUCAAGACACGGGCUGGCCGUGUGGUUAAGAAGCCAGACAGAUACGGCUAUUGUACAUAG